AUGUAUCUUGAGAAUAUACAAAAAUGGGCUUUUGGAGGCCAACGAAGAGUAUCCUGGGCUGGGCAUAGGUGUUACAUCCACCUCCAUCUCUGGAGACAUUGGAUGGCCGCUGCGAUGGGGAGAAAGGGGCCCAUAUGGCAAGACGAGCAUUUUCAUUCUGCCGCUCUUUCGCGACUCGACAAUCUUGGGAUACUGCAUGUCAUCACUGCAUGUGCUUCUUUAGACCCACAGGCAUCCAUCGAUGUUGGUGUACUUUCUACGGCACACUGGGAUCCAGCUGGCCGAGGUCAAUUCCUUUGGUCUUCUAGUUUCCACUUUUUCUUCCCACGAGAUCCGGUUGCUGCUCUAGAAGUCGUGGUUUUGCAUGUAACCAGCGUCGGGGUUGGUUUAUCGCGACAAUGGACGACCACUGCCAUCAGCAAGCAAGUCGCCAGCGCCCCUGUCCGCCGCGUUAUUGACGGGAAAUUCUUCCCUGGAGAGGAGUUCUGUUCAUCAGCGCCUCUUUUCGGCGCUUCCGCUACUCGCGCUGAUAUUUACUGCAAACAUCAUUUCUCGUCAUAG
Messenger RNA from Blastomyces dermatitidis ER-3, 561 nucleotides. RefSeq lists its product as uncharacterized. Lineage: Eukaryota; Fungi; Ascomycota; Eurotiomycetes; Onygenales; Ajellomycetaceae. The coding region runs from base 1 to 561 and encodes 186 amino acids. The record is from RefSeq and is a predicted model, not a curated record. The transcript is spliced from 5 exons.